UUAGUCUCUAAUAACUUUCCUUUCCUCCACCUCUUCUUCCAACAAGUAAUCAUUUUGAUUUCCGUCCAUUUUUGUCUCCUUUUUCAACAUCCAUGUUAGGGAACAGAGCUCGACCGUUGAUCGGAAACUCGCCUGAAUCACUCGUUUCGAGCCACGUUUCAGGGUUUUGGGAUCCAUUAAAGAGCCCCAAGAGUCCAUUAGGUCUUAAAACCCCAUCACCAAGAGGUUCGAAGAGAUACGACGCCACCGGCGGUGUCGGACUUGGAAUCAUAGCUUCGUUGGAGAAAUCCACCCGAAGGUCGAUUCCGAGUCCGAGAAAUGCGAUCGCCGUCAACCAUGGUAACAAUAACGGUGUAUUCAAAGGAGGGUUUGAGGGUUUGGAGAUGGAGGAUUAUACUAUUGUGAUAACCCAUCAUGGACCUGGGAAAUCAUCUACAAAAAUGUACUUCCAUGAACAACAACUACAAGAACAACAACGAAGAAGAAGAAGUAAUCAUGUUUCUUUAGGGCAUGACAGAAAUGGGUUUCUCGGAGCUAUUAAGGAAACAUCAUCAACGGCUCGAUUUGUCGAAGAUGAUGAAUACCCGACGUCGGAUUUCCUCAGUUCUUGUCAUCUCUGCAAGAAAAAGUUGCAUGGCAAAGACAUAUUCAUGUACAGAGGGGAGAAAGCUUUCUGCAGUUCUGAGUGUAGGUCAACACAAAUAAUGGUGGAUGAGAGGAAAGAGCAAUGUAAAUCUGCAAAAAAUUCAAGGUUGGGUUAUGAUAAUAGUAGCUCUGGGCAAAUUUUAUGGACUGAGAUUUUUGCAAUUUAGAAUUUUUGAUAUAUU
Messenger RNA from Hibiscus syriacus, 827 nucleotides. Its product is annotated as FCS-Like Zinc finger 14-like. NCBI's taxonomy places the organism in Eukaryota, Viridiplantae, Streptophyta, Magnoliopsida, Malvales, Malvaceae. The record is from RefSeq and is a predicted model, not a curated record. The coding region runs from base 93 to 812 and encodes 239 amino acids. The transcript is spliced from 2 exons.